GCAAAGUCAACUCUGCCGGGAACGACAACAGAAGAAGAAUCGGUAAAGAUGGCGGAGAAGAGCAGCAGCAGCAGCGACCACACGCAGGACGUCAUUGCGAAUAAAGACGAAUCUCCCGGAGGCGACCCGAUGAUGAUUAACGUCCGGACUCCGGAGGGAACGGAGAAAAUAGCGGUCUGGGAGGAAUCCUCUGUGGCCCAGUUUAGACAGGAAGUAUCCAAAAGAUUUGAGGCCCCCCAGAACCAACUGGUGCUGAUAUUCACAGGGAAGGUUCUAAAGGAUACUGAUACUCUGAAGCAGUAUGGUAUCAAAGACGGACACACCGUUCAUCUCGUUAUCAAGAACAUCCCAAAAUCAACAGAUGGCGGUGCAUCUCAGACCAGUUCCACUUCUUCACCACCUCAACAAAACACUAUCAGCAGCAGCGCCAGGAGCACCAGCCCCAGCCCCACUGUAGCAGGCAGCACCGGUCAGACACCGAUACAACCUGCUAAUGCAAUGAGUGGACUCGGUAACCUGUCCGGCUUCUUAGGUGUCGGCAUGGGUUCACCCUACUUAAUGGAGAUACAGCAGCUGAUGAUGUCCAACCCACAGAUGCUGUUGCAGAUCAUGGGGAACCCGGUGUUCCGGACCCUGAUGUCCAACCCAGACCUGAUGAGACAAAUUUGUCUAAUUGUCAUUGAGCAGUUGCGGAAUCCUGAAAUGCUUUCUAUGAUGAGGAACCCCAGAGUCAGACAGGCCCUCGAACAGAUCCAACCGGGGCUGCAGAUAUUACGGAUGGAAUUGCUGGGAUUCGAGUCCAGUGUGCCUACUGGAGGUCUCACAGUUCCUCCAGCCACAGGGGGCAGUGUCCCUCCAGCCACAGGGAGCAGUGUCCCUCCACAGAACUCCUCCUCAGCUGCCUUACCACCAGGAUCCAUUCCCUCACAGCAGAUGCAGCAGAUAUUACAGAUGUUUUCAGGCGGUGGCCAAUCGGUGCCGGAGGCUCGUUUUCAGCAGCAGCUUGACCAGCUCAACGCCAUGGGCUUCAUCAACCGUGAAGCUAACCUGCAGGCGCUUAUCGCGACAGGAGGGGACGUCAACGCGGCUGUGGAAAGACUGUUGGCCUAACGCGCUCAGUUCAUUUUAGGGAUUGACGCUGGACGACCACUGUAAAAAAAAAAAGUCAACUUUUAAAAGUAUAGCAACCAGGUUGGAUGAUGUUCAAUUCUGGGCGCUGUUGAAAGACUGUUGGCCCAACGCGCUCAGUUCAUUUUAGGGAUUGACGCUGGAAAGACUGGUAGAGUUGGGGACUAGCGAGGAAGAUUUGAAAAUAUAUUUAAUUAAAUUGAUCUAGAUAAAUUCAGUCCUCUAUGACAUUCAAGUCUGACCUGAACCCCAGAUAGAGUUAGAGCUGUUACUGUCACUUGUUUCCAUUAAUCUGUAAAUCAGACACCACGGUCACAGCCACAGUUUCUCUUGCUAGUGCAGACGGAGACAGUUUCAGGCAUGACCGAUGCACCUUUACGUCUUCCACAUGAGGACGCAGAGAAAUUUAAGUUAAGUAGUUGUUUUUACAUUAUUUAAUAAAAAAGAAAUGUUGUAUUUUAGUCUAAGAGUUUUAAAACUGGGUUCUGUUGCAGUAGGUUGGGUGAUGUUCCUUUCUGGGCACUCAGCUAGUUUGUAAUGUGAUUUAUUUUCACUCUUGAGCCUUAAUCUUUCCUAAUUGACAGGAAUUUAUUAACUUAUCUAUAAUAUUUUAUCCUGAUUUCUUUUUUUACACAUAUUUUCUUUCCUCAGAACUGUUUAAAGUACUUCAUCAGAUUUUUAUGGUUGUUUCUGCUGCGUUAAUGUUUCCAGGAGAAGGAGAAAGUGAAAAUGUUCAGGUUGUUGGACCAAGGCUAUGAUACUGUUAUGUUAGAAUAAGAUAAGAUAAACUGUAAAGCAACAUUGGCUCGACAUGAUUUUGUUGGUGGGUUUUCUCACAUUACUUAGGAGGUAAAGUAAAUUCCAUUAUUGAUUACAAAUGACAACAAGCCAUUUUACAUAAUAUGGUUGUGUAUUUCCAUACAUGUUGUGUCAUACCUUAAUGUAUUUGAUGGAAUCUGCAAAAUACUGCAAAGAUUAAAUGUAAAAUCUUUUGUCUACCUUUGGACUUUCAACCAAAUGUUCUUUGUAGAUGUGAAAAUAAUUGCAGAAAAGUUUAGUUGAUUUGAAUCCAUGGUUGUAAUGUUCUUUAGUCUACAAGCCCCCCCCCUCCCUCUGAAUCUAAAAUAUGUUCGUUUAAUGUCGGUCACUGACAGUUCUGUGCAGUGAUGGAGAAAGAGAUUAAACAGAGGAAAUGUAGAAAUUGCAAAAAAAAAUAACUGCAGACAGUCAGCCCCAGUGUGCCAUGUUAUUUGUCUGCAGUUAUUUUUUGGUAGCGUGACCAUUUCAUUUGAUGGGUUGUGGUUUUGAGUUAAAUUUUUACUGCUGUUUGUCAGUGUCUUUCCUUCUAAGAAAGUUGUUUUCGGUUCAUUAUUAAUAAAUUACUCUUUUGUUCGUUCA
Molecule: messenger RNA, 2526 nt
Organism: Hippoglossus stenolepis (Pacific halibut)
Lineage: Eukaryota; Metazoa; Chordata; Actinopteri; Pleuronectiformes; Pleuronectidae
Gene: ubqln4
Product: ubiquilin 4
Exons: 6
Coding region: 49-1110 (353 amino acids)
Biological process (GO): ubiquitin-dependent protein catabolic process
Cellular component (GO): cytosol
Molecular function (GO): polyubiquitin modification-dependent protein binding
Source: RefSeq, a predicted model, not a curated record